CUCUCUCUCUCUCUCUCUCUCUCUCUCUCUCUCUCUCUCUCUCUCUCUCUCUCUCUCUCUCUCUCCCACUCUCUCUCCCGGUCCACACACCCACGGAGUGAUGUCAUGUGAAAGGGAGUUCAGUUUGGGGGCUGUGGAUCCUGGAUCUGACCGACACUUCCACAGAAUGUCUUCUCUUUCGAAUCCACACUGACUUUUUCAAGAAGUCACAAUGUAGCUUCAAACGGACUCGUUGCCCUUCCGCGACCAGGAGUAGUUUUGAGGCUGUCCUCGCACAAGCCACGGAAAGUUAAACAAGAGUAGAUAGUCAACGCGCCCCCGCCCGGAAGAUAGCAAAAAAAAAAAAAAAAAUGGUCCAAGGGAGAAGUGGCCGUCGCCCCGGCACUCACUCUUCGUAGGGCGGCUGCAUGUCUCCCUCUUGGCCGUGCCAGAUGCCUGCGAAGACAGCGCCCGUGUCUCCUGCUCCGCCCGUCCCGCCGAGGAGGCUCAGGGGUCGGGAUGGGGGCUCGAGCAAGGCGCGGCGCGCCGGAGCGGUGGAGAGGCGGGUGAAGUGCGUCCUGGUCGGGGACGGAGCUGUGGGCAAAACCAGCCUGGUGGUCAGCUACACCACCAACGGCUACCCCACCGAAUAUGUCCCCACUGCGUUUGACAACUUCUCGGCGGUGGUAUCAGUGGACGGGCAGCCAGUCAAACUUCAACUGUGUGACACAGCUGGGCAGGAUGAGUUUGACAGGCUGCGUCCGCUCUGUUACACCAGCGCGGACGUCUUCCUGCUGUGCUUCAGCGUCGUCAGCCCCGUCUCCUUCCAGAACAUCCCCGAGAAGUGGAUCAGCGAGAUCCGGAGGCAUGCUCCCUUCGCGCCGCUGGUUCUCGUUGGGACUCAGUGUGACCUCCGGGAAGACGUCAAGAUUUUGAUAGAUCUAGCGAAGUACAGAGAGAGACCCGUGGACCCAGCGGAUGCAAUGGAUUGUGCGGCUGAGAUUGGCGCCGUGGCCUACGUGGAGUGCUCGUCGCUAACCCAGAAGAACCUGAAAGAAGUGUUUGACACGGCCAUACUGGCCAGCCUGCAGAGCCACAGCUCCCAGAAGCAUUCCAGAGGGAAGCAGAAACGUCGGACAAAGCAAAUGCAGACGCCUGACAAGAUGAAGAGUUUGUCCAAGUCGUGGUGGAAAAGGUACUGCUGUGUGGCGUGAAGCACUCCAGACUGCUGUCCCGGAACACUUGGACUCCAACCCGGACUCUCUGCUCUCAUUUAACCGAGUCUGAGUCAAACCUUUUCCUGGAUGGAAACCAAAUUUACAUUUGUCUUAUCACGUGAAACCGGACGAGCACCGAAAAAUACCAAGAGGACAUUUGCAUGACUGAAUUGACUCAAUCAAACUUCAGCAAGAGCUAUUGUUGGGAAGUACUGGGAUUGACUUCUCGAAGCAGUAGACAGAUGACAGAUGAGGCGGAUUUGAACUAGAAGAGUAAUGUUGAAAGAUUCUCUUCCUGCACUUGAUAGUGGGGAGUCUCUUUUGAACCCUCUUCCACCACUUGAGUAUGUUUACAUAGUGUUGGAGCUCAAUCCAGUUAUCUGGUUGGUCCGUCUGAAACUGGACAUUUCUAACAGGGAUCGUACCAAAUAGAAGUUUUUGAAAGUAAAUGGGUUUGGACCAAAGUCAGGCGCACAGUUCCUGUUUUUGUCUCUGAAAUGGACUACAAGAAACCAAAAACCAAUGUUAAAUGCUAAAAGUGGUUGUUGCGCCACAUAUGGUAGUUGAAUGGAAUGUUGAAGAAAAUCAAGAAAAUGCUCAUCCAAGAGAUAAUAAUCAGUCUUAUCGUGUUACGGGAAGUUAACGGCGUAGCUGCAUCUGCACUGAGGAUAUCGAGUGUGUGUCUCGUGAAGAGAACCGUAAAUCUUCUCAUUUUUGGCGUUGCGCUUGACCGUGACGCGCAUCCAUUUCCCGAUUUAGGUGUUUUGCGUCUCAUGAGGUCAUCGCUUAUUUUCAGUUGCCAGGUGCAGACUUGCUGAGGCUUUCUUUAUCUGUACUGUAUGAACAAAAAGUAUGCGGACGUUCCGCAGACAGAAAGCGGACACAGGAGAACAUAUGGAGUUAGUCUCUUCGCGACUAUACAACUUCGACCUUUCCGGAAGACUUUUUGAAAGAUGUAGGAGUGGAUUUUUGUUUUUGUCCGUUCAUCCAGCUGCGAUAUCAUCGAUGUUGGACCGGAGAGAGGGACUGAUGGCUCACAAUCUCUGCUGUAGUUCAUCCAAGUAGUGUUUGAUGGAGUGAGGUUGCGCAGUUGAGAACUUGCUUGUACAGGGAGUCCUUGGGUUAAGACAGUCUCGACCUAAGACGUUUCGACUUUAAAACGCCCGUCACCUGUCCGCCAUUUUGUCUGGCUAAUGCUUGUCUGUGUUUGCGCGCUGGGAGUAUCGUCAGGUUUUUCGCCCUCCUUUUUAGACAUUAUGGCCCCAAAGAAGAAAGGCGUGUCUUUUAGCAACGCUUCCGCAGCCAAAAGAAAAUGAAUUGCCAUGGAAACGAAGCUCAAGAUCAUAAAAAGAUUGGAGAAAGGAGAGACAGCAACACCAGCAAGGCGUCAGUCGGUCGACCGUGGCGACAAUUAUUAAAAACAAAGCCUGUAUUUUAGCACAUGUGAUGAAUGGUUCCGUUCCUAUGUCGGAUACAAUGAUCACAAAACGAGGUUCUUUGAUACUUAUCGAGAUGGAGAGGAUCGAGGACCAGGUUCCUUCGCAAGAGCUAAGCACAGCCUCCCAUUCUUCUUGUCCAUCCACCUCUCAGCAUUAAUGCCAAGUACAUCAUUGUGUUUAUUUCAAUGUAUUUGUUUUUUUUUUAUACAAAGUGUUUUGAUGUAAAUUCUGACUUUAAUGGUGGAAUCCGACUUAAGUCGAAAUUCGAGCUAAGUCGCUACUGUAGGAACAGAUCUCAGUCGUAGACCGAGGACUCCCUGUAGAGCAUGCCAUCAUCCAUGUCUACAACAGAGAUGACGACUACUUCGUAGCUUCUUAUGCAACCAAGACGCACUGAAAUAUAAAAGUGUGCAUCAUCCACACCUUCCUCUGCGCGUUGUCGUUACCGAAGUCCGAUCACGAGCCAGUAAUUGUAUCUUUUCUCCAAGGUCCAUUUGUAAGAACAGGUCUUUGUGUUUCGUGUGUCAGCAUCAGCAAGGGAUAAGGGUGUGAGCAAGUUUGUAUUAUGGAAAGAUUUUGGAGUGACAACACAAGUUAGAAGGCAAGCGGCCCGACCUAUGAAUAUUGUUUAUGUGUCUUUUAAGAUAAUAUAUAUACGUAUUGUGUCUCCUGACAUUUUUUUUUUUGUAUCGGCAGCACCAACAACAACGAAAAAAAGUGCCUGUUAAGACCUUUUCUUAACAUAGGCCAACCAGUUUGGUCACAAGAUGUAAAUCAAUAUUUACACAAGCAAGUUUCAAUUUGAGUAUCAAGCCGUGAUUCUAUCGUCGCGAUUGUUUGGUCAUUCAGAUGUUCCAGCUGCGAAUGAAUGGAUCCUCUGUGUCCGUCUUGAUAGCGGCGCAUUGUUUGGCGGCGGGGAAAGGGCACACAAAGAGGCCUGUCUCGCGGUCUGUGUGCAGAUUCGCAGGGUGACGGCUCACGGAAGUAGGCCAAAGGUCACAGAGACCCUCAUCUUGGUUGACGGUUUCGCCUGUCAGCUUUUUACAAUUUUUUUUUUUUCUGUUUGUGUUGAUGAUUUAAAGAGAGACCUGUAAUGUUGUGGUCAUUUUAACUGAUGAUUUUUUUAGCAUUUAAACAACCAAACAAACAGCUCACAUGGUUCGCACAACUCUCAUAAAGGCUCUGAUUGACCUUUGUGGAUACAAUUAUGAUAUUUCAAUGUCGAUUACUUUUUAAUUUGUCUCUCCAAAUAGGAUUACACUAACAGACAAGUGUCCUUUGAAGUACUUUGUUGCUAUUGGUGUAUAAAAAUCUGUGUUUUCCGCUCUAAUUUCUCUUCUAACAAAAUGAAUUAUGUCUCAUAGACGUGAACAUGUUUUAGCAAAUUUUUUUUUUCGCAAUGAGAUCAGUAAAUCUCAUUAAUACCGAAACAGGCCUCCUCAAUCGGUGCUUUAUUAAGACCGAGAUCCCCCAAAGUCCAAGUGACCUCCUUGAACUCCAUGUACAGAUUGUGUGUGGUUUUUUUUUUUAUCAUGUGAGCAGUCAGCAACAAAUAGAACUUGUUGCUGCGGUUGUUUGAUCCCAUUUUUUUUUGGACUUAAAUCAAAGAGGACAUUUGUACAAAAGCUUUAUAUUUUGAGAAAUAAAGGACAUUUGCUGUAA
Messenger RNA from Syngnathoides biaculeatus (alligator pipefish), 4297 nucleotides. It is a transcript of the gene rhoua, whose product is annotated as ras homolog family member Ua. The coding region runs from base 408 to 1193 and encodes 261 amino acids. Lineage: Eukaryota; Metazoa; Chordata; Actinopteri; Syngnathiformes; Syngnathidae. Gene Ontology annotation, molecular function: GTP binding; GTPase activity. Gene Ontology annotation, biological process: small GTPase-mediated signal transduction. The transcript has 4 exons. The record is from RefSeq and is a predicted model, not a curated record.